AUGGCAGUAUUGGUUGAAACGACGGUUGGUGAUAUUGUUAUCGACUUAUUCGUAAAGGAACGCCCGAGAUGUUGUCUCAACUUUCUGAAGUUGUGUAAAUUGAAAUAUUACAAUUUUUGCCAGUUUCAUGCAAUAGAGCAAAACUACAUCGUUCAAACAGGAGAUCCAACUGGCACGGGCAAUGGUGGAGAAUCGAUAUUUGCUUCUUUAUAUGGUGAUCAAGCACGUUAUUUUGAGCCAGAAUUUGUUCCAAAAUUGCGCCAUACCAGAAUCGGCAUAGUAUCGAUGGUUAAUAAUGGUGCUAACAUGCUUGGCAGUCAAUUUUUCAUCACUCUGGGUGACAAUUUAGAUUAUUUGGAUGAGAAGCAUACUAUUUUCGGACAAGUAACUGAAGGACUAGAUGUGUUAGAAAAGCUGAAUCAAGAGAUUUGCGAUGAGCAAAACAGGCCAUUUCGAGAUAUACGCAUAGCUCAUACUGUUAUAUUGGAUGAUCCUUUUGAUGAUCCUAAACAACUCUGUUUUCCGAGCAGAUCGCCAUCACCGACAGUUGACCUCUUAAAUGUUUCUCAAAUUGCGUUAGAUCAGUCAUUGAAUGAGGAAGAAGGUAAAACUGAAGAAGAAAUACAGAAAGAAAUUGAAACUAAAGAUAUGGCUGCGCAGGCACAAAUUCUGGAAAUGGUAGGCGAUUUGCAUUAUGCAGACGAGAAACCACCUGAUAAUGUUUUGUUUGUGUGUAAAUUGAAUCCAGUUACCACGGAUGAAGAUCUCGAAAUUAUUUUUUCUCGAUUUGGAAAAAUAAAAUGUUGCGAAAUCAUUCGUGAUAGGAAAACGAGUGCUUCGUUGCAAUAUGCAUUCAUCGAAUUUGAAGAGUUGAAAAAUAUCCUACUUGGUCUGUAUCGGGAAAGGCAGGAUGUUUAG
Acanthocheilonema viteae is the source of this 918-nucleotide messenger RNA. Lineage: Eukaryota; Metazoa; Nematoda; Chromadorea; Rhabditida; Onchocercidae. The record is from the annotation of a GenBank genome assembly.